ACUAUUAAUUGGGUCUGCUUAGCUUUUAUUUGUUUUGAAUGAGGUUCCUUCAUUUGUUGUUUCAUGGAAGUUUUGAGAUUUUCUUUUGGUUGGUGGGUAAACUGUCCGAGGUAUUAUGCGUUUUAUUUUGCAGGGAUCUCCUAUACAAGCCUAUUGUACUUGCUUGUGGCCACAUUUCAUGUUUCUGGUGUGUGCAUCUUGCCAUGAAUGGCUGGAAAGAAUCUCAUUGUCCAAUUUGUAGGCAUCCAUAUAAUAAUUUCCCUAGCAUCUGCUUGAUGCUCCAUUUCUUGCUCUUGAAGAUGUAUCCUGUGGCCUAUAAGAGAAGGGAAAAACAAGUGCUAGAAGAAGAAAAGAAAACCGGCGACUUCUCUCCUCAGAUUGAUGACCAUUUUAGCAGAACACAAAUUAAUAAAGAACUGUAUCUCCUCAGUUAUCCUUCACAUUCUUCCACCAGUUCUCAGACAGACGUCUACUCGGACAGUUUUUCCACAACCAUCAGUGGUAACACUUCUGAAUGGGACACCGAAACCACUAAAAAGCUAGCUGGUGAAGAAAAUGAACAAAAUCGAACUGCAACUUGCAAGCAGGUUUUGGUCUCUGAUUUAUUAUGUGCUGCGUGCAAGAAACUGCUCUUUCGACCUGUAGUUCUUAACUGUGGCCAUGUAUAUUGUGAAUCCUGUGUUGCUACUCUUGGGGUUGAAUUGCUUAGAUGUCAAGUUUGUCAAAGUAUCCAUCCAAAAGGGUUGCCAAAAGUAUGUUUGGAGCUUGAUCAUUUCUUGGAGGGGCAAUUCCCCAAAGAAUAUGAGCCAAGGAAAGAGGCAGUUCAUUCCUGUCAAAGUGGAAGUGCAUCAGCUCCUGCAACACUAGAUGGAAAGCAAGGUGUGCAGUCAUCGUUUUCGCCUAGAAACUUGUUUUCUUGGUGGAGAGAGAAUGGGCCAAAAGUUCAUGUGGGAUUUGGUUGUGAUUCUUGUGGGAUGUUACCUAUAAUUGGAGAGAGAUACGGAUGCAAAGAUUGUGUGGAGAGAAUAGGCUUUGAUCUGUGUGGAGAAUGUUAUAAUACUUGCUCCAAGCUUCCAGGCAGAUUCAAUCAACAGCACACACCUGAGCACAAGUUCGAGCUUAUUCUACCAGAAAAAAUGCAAAACUGGAUGCUGAGGGUGCUGGCAACAAUAUAUGAUGGUGAUUCUGCUUCUGUUCUCUCUGGUGAUGCUCCGCCUGUUCCUUUUCAUGAUGAUGCUCUAGAAGUUACAGAAUAUGUGUCUGUUGCUCCCAUCGAUUCCCAUGAUGCCCCAGAGGAUCAGGAAGAUGCUUUGCCUGUUCCCCUGCUCUUUGAUCAUGAUCCAGAGGUUGCAGAUAAUGGUUCUGGUUCUCACAUCCCUUCUGAUGAUACUUCAGUGGAUCCAGAAAGCACUCAUACCACCAUCUAAAAUUGUAAGUGACCUCAAACAUACUUUGAGAGUGUCUGGCUCUAAGGAAGGGAAAUUAUUAUGCGUAUGACUGAUUUCUCACCCUGAAUUUAUCCUUGAAUUAUUGCCCUGGAUGACAAAAUAAACAUGAAGCAUUGCACAUUGGAUUUCUCAUUUCCUUUUUCCCUUUCUUACUCAAAACAUUUAGUAAACGAAAGCCAUACUGUUGUGAUUGGUGUAACUUAUAUAUAGAUAUCAGCCACAUAAGCCAAAUCAGACCUGCCUCAUUAC
Telopea speciosissima is the source of this 1697-nucleotide messenger RNA. Its product is annotated as E3 ubiquitin-protein ligase PRT1-like. The transcript is spliced from 6 exons. The record is from RefSeq and is a predicted model, not a curated record. NCBI's taxonomy places the organism in Eukaryota, Viridiplantae, Streptophyta, Magnoliopsida, Proteales, Proteaceae. Gene Ontology annotation, biological process: proteasome-mediated ubiquitin-dependent protein catabolic process. Bases 39 to 1427 code for a protein of 462 amino acids. Gene Ontology annotation, molecular function: zinc ion binding; ubiquitin protein ligase activity.